UAUAGCUCCGACACCCGCGGGUCAUUUUAAAACUCCACUCUCUCACACAUUCUCUCGAUUUCUUCUCCUCAUCAAUUUCUCUUUCUCCGGCGACGAUCGCAGAUUCCGGCGACUCCUCCGCCGCCGAACCUCGUUCUCCUGCAUCGCCAUGAAUCCUGAAUACGACUAUUUGUUCAAGCUUUUGCUGAUUGGAGAUUCUGGUGUAGGCAAGUCAUGUCUUCUCCUGAGGUUUGCUGAUGAUUCAUACCUUGACAGCUAUAUCAGUACCAUUGGAGUGGACUUUAAAAUCCGAACUGUUGAGCAGGAUGGAAAGACUAUUAAACUUCAAAUUUGGGACACUGCUGGUCAAGAACGUUUCCGGACAAUCACAAGCAGCUACUACCGUGGGGCUCAUGGCAUAAUUGUUGUUUAUGAUGUCACUGACCAAGAGAGCUUCAACAAUGUUAAGCAAUGGCUGAAUGAAAUUGACCGUUAUGCAAGUGAAAACGUUAACAAGCUUCUAGUUGGAAACAAGUGUGAUCUCACGGCAAAUAAAGUUGUGUCCUAUGAGACAGCAAAGGCAUUUGCAGAUGAAAUUGGAAUUCCUUUCAUGGAAACUAGUGCUAAGAACGCCACCAAUGUGGAGCAGGCUUUCAUGGCCAUGGCUGCUGAAAUUAAAAACAGAAUGGCAAGCCAACCAGUGAACAAUGCAAGGCCUCCAACAGUCCAAAUCCGAGGACAGCCAGUGAAUCAAAAGUCUGGUUGCUGCUCGUCUUAGAGAUGACUUAUCUGUGGUCGUAGACGUUUAUAUGUGUCUCAGUGGGCAUGUAAAACUAGUUUUUCACAUUAUGCUUUCGUAUGAAGAUUGUUCGUCAUGAUUUGCUCCUUAUAUCGUUCAGCUCAUUGUUAAAACUUCCAUUCUUUUUUAUGUAUUUGAUUUUAACAAAAAAAUAUUUGUACAAAAAUUAAGAAUGUUGGUGAAUAGCAGUAUUUGCCUUGUUCUUUCUUC
Molecule: messenger RNA, 988 nt
Organism: Lotus japonicus
Lineage: Eukaryota; Viridiplantae; Streptophyta; Magnoliopsida; Fabales; Fabaceae
Product: ras-related protein RABD2c
Exons: 8
Coding region: 149-757 (202 amino acids)
Molecular function (GO): GTPase activity; GTP binding
Source: RefSeq, a predicted model, not a curated record